This is a messenger RNA of Nomia melanderi (Alkali bee), 3767 nucleotides long. Lineage: Eukaryota; Metazoa; Arthropoda; Insecta; Hymenoptera; Halictidae. The record is from RefSeq and is a predicted model, not a curated record.
AUGCGUCUUUCGGGUUUUAUUAUUGUUUGUUACAGACAAAAUAUCGGGAAGAUACUGUUGACAAUAUUUCGUACUGCCAUUAACAAUGAAACGAGCAUUAACGUCGACGAGAUCAUGCAGUCGGUACAGAAAAUCGUCGAAGGUACCGAUAUCCGGAUACAGUCCAGUCUUGUGAAAGAGGUGCCACAGGUGGCGACGAUCUGCCAGGAGGCGCCGCAUUUAUUCGGCGACGUUUUCCACGAUCAUCUGCUGAACUUCGUUAUAAAAUACCUGCAGGACUCGGACAGUCAGGUACGACUCACGGCCGAGGAAGCGGUGUUGGUGCUAAUAAAGAGGGGACUUCUAGACAACAACGCGAUCGAGGUCAAAAUCUGCCCCGUUAUCGACGUCCACUGUAGGUCCAUCCAUUUCCUUAACUGGGGCAUCGCCCUGAUGAUCAAGAUAGCGCGGCUGAUCGGCAAAGAGGCGACGGAAGAGCUUUUUCUGGACAGAUACAUCACCCUCUGCAAAGACGAGGAUGUUUUCAUUAGAAAGAUUACCAUUCUGCGGUUCCCGGAGCUUUGCGUCGUCGUCAGCAGAAACGCGCUGUUCAGAGAACUGUUGCCGAUCUACAUAGACCUGAGUUGCGAGAAAAUAUGGGGCAUCCGAAAAGCGUGCGUGGACGUGAUGAUGCCAUUCUCUUGCUGCGUGACUCGUCAGCACCGGCGAUUCCUGCUGGCAGACCUCUUGGCCAUGCAUUUGAACGACGAAUCGAAAUGGGUGCGAGUGACCGCCUUUCAGAUUUUGGGACCAUUCAUAUCCACGUUCGCGGAACAGUUCACCGACAUCACCUACAACGAACAGGGCGAGCUAGAGUUCACCAGACAACAGGAUAGCGGUUUCAGUAUAAAGUACACGUACGAGGACAUCUUCCCCAUGACCUGCCGAAUACAAAGCCACACUGUCGACGCGGAGGAAAAUAGUUCUAAGGAAAACUUCAAUUCGUCUGUGAUAAUAGAAAAACCAAUUUACGAGGAGGAGGACGAGUCACAGGAAGAUGACAUUUCCACGAUGAAAGCGUGCAAGUGGAAAAUACAGAAGUACUAUAAUAUGAAAAUGGACGACCCGGAAAAGUACAAUUCCUUUUUAUACUAUUACAUAGCGCCGGACUGCCCGCCCGAUGACGAGCUGGUCGAAGCUGCGAAGAGAUCCACGGUACAGAGUAACAACAAUCGGAAAUCGGCGAACAAAAAUUCGAACAAAACGUCCACGUUAAACGACUUCUUCAACGAGGAUAAAUGCGAGGCGGGAGACUUCGACUCGAUUAACUUCCACGAGCAAGAGAUCGUCCCUCAGCAUUUGAUCGACUCGUUUUUAUGGAUGGCCGAUCUGAAACAGUGUUUGGACACGGGCGCGGACAUCCCACAUCACUGUGCUUUCAGCUUUCCCGCAGUCGUCCUCACGUUGGGCAAGGAAAAGUGGCCUUACUUGAAGGAAGCUUAUCAAUGUUUAGCGAUGGCGGAGCAGUGGAAGGUUAGGCGCACAGUCGCUUCCGGUAUCCACGAAAUCGCCGCCAUCUUGGGCGAAGACCUCACGUCCGACGAACUCUUGCCCAUCCAUUACGGAUUCAUCAAAGAUUUGGACGAGGUCAGAAUAGGCAUUCUGAAGAAUCUCGCGACUUUUUUGCACCUCCUCCAAUCUCAAGAUCGUUAUCAGUAUCUGCCAAUCCUCAAGGAAUUCCUCACGACCGACAACGAAUGGAACUGGAGAUUUCGAGAAGAGUUGGCCACGCAGCUGCUCGAAGCAGUGACGUUGUUCAAACCGUACGACGUGGAGCGUCACAUCGUGCCGUUGUCCUUUCAGCUUCUUAGCGACAAGGUCGCUGCCGUGAGGCAUGUUGCGCUUUCCUUGGUAACGAAGAUCGUGGCAUAUCUGUCGUUGCACAAACGACCGGCACCAAUGUUGUUCCAAGAACUAAGGUGUUCCCUGGGCGUGUAUGCGCAGAAGUGGAUCAGGCGUCAGACAUUCGCGUUCCUAUGCGGCCAGUUGAUAUCCAGCAAUGCGAUCACUGGCACCAAGUUCUCGCUGGAAUUGCUACCGCUUCUGUUAAAGCUGUCAUCGGAUAAAGUACCGAACGUGAGAUUGGCCGUAGCGAAAACUUUAAAGAACAUUCCCGUGGGACCGGAUUGGUUAGACAGAAAGGAGGCAGAAAAAAUCGAAGAAAGGCUCCGAGAAAUGCGUUCAGAUCCAGAUAGAGACGUUCGAAUAUUAGUUGGCGGCGAGGAGAGUCCCACGCUUGAUAUACUGUCGGAUAGUAAAACGGAACCAUCUAGGAACAUACUGUUUUAACAAAUACAGACGAACCAAAAAGUACCAUGUAAAAAUGAGCUCAACUUUAAACGAACAGGAACGGAACAGAACAGAAGGAAAAUGUACCAUUUAGUGCAUCUACAUAGACAAAGGGAAUAAAGUGCGAUUUAUUGUUGUCAACGACCAAGGGACCGACGUUUUCUGCGCCCUUUAGACUCUAAGUAUCAACGGUCAAAAGACAUUAACGCAGCUACGUAAGAGAGUGUGUGUGCGCGUGUUCUGAAAGGAGUUAACUGUAUGCAUGUUUAGUAUUCGCGGGUAUGUAUGCGUUCACCAUUGUGAUCAAUUUGUACAUGUAAGUGGUCCCUUGGACGAUAUAACUAAUUAAGCCGGAUAUAACUAAUCGGAGAUCCCGCCAUCGACGAGUUCUCUUGUUCUUUGGUAAAUGAUCAUAGGUACGUACUCCUCGGCGCCGUGAUAUACAGAGUAUCCCAGAAAGUCGUGGUGCAAUCGGCAGAGAAGUAACUCACAAGUUAAACGAUAAGAAGAGGAACAAAAGAAACAACUCGUUUUAUUUUUUUUACUUUUUUAACUUUGUGUCUCGCGUGUUUUCGUGCUGCGUCCCGUUCACUUACACCAACGUCGCCGUUAAACGGUUUGAUCCUUUUACGCCUAGGAACGCCGCAGCGUAUAAGAACCUAUAGCCGAGUGUGAACUGAAAUCUAUAAUACUGAAAAAAAGGUCAGAACGAAAGGAAACCUCCGUUACACGAUGUAUCGAAUAUCAUUGGUAAUCGUGUUAUAUUACUGUGAUUUUGUUUACGCGCGAUUACAUGAACGAAUGUGUACCGUUUCUCAUGUAGAUAUGUAAACGUUUAAGUAAUGCGGGCGUGGAUGCUUGCCGACCUCCAAAUGUCUAAUGAAUUGGAGUUCGUGAACAUUUCGAAAAUUCUCGGCGACUCGUCGAAUGUUACUAUACAAACGUGUGCGAAUCACCGUUUUUACAAUUAAAGAAAAUGUUAGUUUAUAAGCAACGAUAAACAAUACAACACCGCUGUUAAAUAAACCAACAUGUGUAUAAUAAUGAGAUUUCUACGAGUGUAUAAAUACAUGCGAACUUUAGACAAGAGCAGACUGUAGACAAGAGGAAACAGAGUAUCCGUUAAAUUGAACAAAAUUUGUACAUUUUGUGAAAUGACUGAUAGCGUAUGUUGAUACUACAAGAAUAUUCGUGAGUAACGGGUUCAAACGUCUCCGUAAUCGUUAAUAUUUUGUGACGAUCGCUGACUAAGAGCAGAUUGUCGUGUUGAGAUUCGACUGUUUGUGAAAAUAAGCUGCUGUGAACUUCUUACAAGCAAUGAACAUUCGUUACUUAUGAAUACGUGCGAAGAAAGCAAGAAAGAAGUUUUGUUUAUAAUAUUCUGUAUAAUAUAUUGUGUAUUUGGUAAUGAAACGAUACAAAAAAAUACAGGCGAUUUG